GUGGCUUGCUUGCUCCGCCUCGUCGCUGCACGUGGGGCCGCGACCGCCACAACGUGUGUGUGUGUGUGUGUGUGUCGUGUAGUCUGAUGUCUUCAAAAUCUAUCCUGCUCGUCCUCUUUGAUUCUCCCUCCUCCUUCCUUCUCCCUCUCCGUCCUCCGACCUCCGGUUCCGGCAAACUGGUCGUGGACGAGGCCGGACUGCUGGGGGCACGCGCACCCCAUCUGCGGUGGCCUGCGCCAGAGCCCGAUGCACAUUGACACCAGGCUGCAGGCCGAGAUGUGCCAGCCGAAGGGCAGUCCCGGGGAGAGCUCUGACGGCGAGCUCAACAAGAGCGUGGCGUACCACAAAAUGAAGAAUCCAACGACGAAAGAACCGGCCGUCCUAGUUGAAAUCAGCGCGUACUGGGGCACCGCGGGGGUAUCCGGCUACUUUGGAGACCUGACGGCCUUGAACGGCGACCGGUGGCAGGCAGUGCAAGUGCAAGUCACGGUGCCAGGGGUCCACAGGAUCGACGGCGCGGACUACGCUGGGGAGCUGUGGAUUCGCCACCGCAAAGCCGGCUCGCCCACGGAGGACACCGUGGUCGUCGCUAUCCCGAUCACGGUCAGCGAUUCGGUCGAGAGCCAGGUGCUUGCGGGCAUGGGUUUCACCAACGAGGAGCUUCCUCUUGGCAUCGAUGCCGUGUCCUCUUGGACAAGAGAUGCGCAGACGAUCGACCUUGAAGGCGACAUCUCGGCUUCUCUCUCGACGGGACGUUCGUACCUCUACCAAGGCAGCAUGCCUGUCCCGCCCUGCUGGGAGACUGUCACGUGGAUCGUGAUGGCUACCCCGAUGAAGGCCACGAGCAAGCAGCUCAGCAAUUUGCAUGUCGUGCUGCAGCGUCACACGCGGCAACCCAACUCGCCGCUCGGCGGCGUCGGCCUGCGCGCCGAGACGCCCUUCGAACGUGAGCAGGAGGCAGCAGGCGGCGGCCAGGAGUGCCGGGAGAUCUGGGUCAACAGUAUCGAGCCGCUUGCCGUGGGCCACGAGCUGCCCACGUGCGAGCAGUUGAAGAACGACGGUACCUGGCAAAGGAGCGCGCGGUGCUGGGACUUCGUGGACCCCUGCUGGGGCAAGUAUUGGUCGGCGGUUGACGUCGACACGGAUCUCGCGGUGGGCCCCACUGCAGACUCCCCACAGGUCAAGACUUCGGACAUCUUGCAUUGGGAAAGCGCGAGCGGGGUCAAUGUCCGGCGUUCAACGUAUUCUUUCGACAUCGACAUGCCUCUGACCUCUGCUGGCACCCCAGGGCACUUCGGAAGCAUAUCCCUUAACGGCCACAUCUAUUUUGCAGAGAGGGUUUCUGUCAAGGCGGUUUCUCAGCAUACAGUCAACGGAGAGCGGUAUGCCGGUGAGCUAACGAUCCAACACCUCAUGUACGGGGAUGAUUUCGGCGUGAACCUCCCUGGGUUCACCGACAAUUAUCACAUGGUGGCUGUGAGCAUACCAUUGCAGCUCGGACGGCAGAAGAGCGCCUUCAUCGACAGCCUGUCGCUCAGUACGCUCCCAGACCUGAGCGACGGGGAACAGCACUACGUGGAGAGGACCCUAGACCUUGCGCGCGAUUUGAAACCCAGCAUCGACGGCCCUUGGUACUGGUACAGCAGCGCCUCCACGCACCCCAACUUGACGGAGUGUGAGCAGCACAAUUCCAAGAACACGUAUCCUGUGCGCUGGAUGGUCUUCACAACUCCACUUCCAGUGGACAUCGAGCAGCUGAAUCAAAUCACCCAAGCGCCGGAGGUGUCGGGAAUCGACUCCUCCCAAGAUGUGCGGCCGAUUCCCGAAGGCAAGCUGUGGAGGCAGAAUCUGCCUGCCUACGCCGUGGAGACCGACGAAACAGAUUGCCGGAACACUGAAAUGGGUUCGUGGAAAUACGGGGACCAGUUUGACACCCAAGCACCUCCUUGGGGGUACGGCAACGUUCGCUGCUGGAAGUUGGCGUUCGAUAUCUGCGAGGCGGGGACAAGGCAGUCUCCAAUCAACAUCCCGAUUGACAACGUUACCGACCAUGCGGACAAGGAUGUGUUCCUCAACAGAGUCAGCUAUCAUCCCGUCAGUGGUCUGCGGGUCGCGAACACGGGGCACAAUUUGCAGGUUUCUGACCAGAAACUAGGCUACGUUAAGCUUAUGGGUGACAAUGGUUUCCCGCAGUUUUACGAAGUCGCUCAGUUCCAUGUUCACAUGCCGGCUGAGCAUCUGAUCGGAGGAAAGCAGUACGCGUGCGAGAUCCACGUGGUGCACUUCAGACAGCUCGCUUUGCGAAACCUGGACAAGAACGACCUUUUGGUGACUGCCUUCUUCUUUGAUAAGGACUUGAAUGAGGAGAACCCUUUCUUGAAGCAGAUCUUCAUCCGCAACGCAACGGUCGACGAAGGCAGCAAUUUGGAUGCCGAGGGAGGCCACGUGACCAUCCACACUCCUGUCGACCUUAUGCAGGUAUUCGGGCCUGUCUUGGAAGGGAAUUUCUACAGGUACGACGGCAGCCUCACAACGCCUCCUUGCUCAGAGUCUGUGAAGUGGUUUGUCUUCGAGACCGCCCUACCAAUGAGCAUCCAGCAGUGGCUGGGAUUCAAGGAAUUCUACCCCAACCCAGGCAACAACAGGCCGUUCCAGGCCAUCAAUGGACGGGCAAUCCACAAGAACUCCUUCCAGGAGGGGACGUUGAAACACUUCGACUUCUACCUCAGCCGGGACGCUGGCCGGGAUCGCGACUACAAGAGCGAAGGCAUGAUAUUGUUGCCCGUUUUCGGCUCUGUCGUCUUGACCGUCUUCGUCAUGUGUUUUACCUUCAACCGCGACGUGCGCAGGGAGAAGCACACGAGCGCUGGCGGGCUCAUGCCAGCCGCGGAGCAGCAGAGCGACGCGGGCGUGAGCACGUUUGGCAAGGCCGAGUGAUCUCAGGGUCCGAGCGCGACGCGCUGAUCUAGGGUCGGGUCCGACCGCGACGCCCGAACUUAUGUCUGACCGCGAGGGCACGCUUGGCAAGUCUGACCGCGACGCGAUGAUCAAGGGUGGGGUUCGACCGCGACGCGCGAAUCUACAGGUCUGCCCGCGAGGGAGGGGAUCGAUUGGGAGAGGGGGUGGGCUGCGGCAUCCGCCGCAGGCAGCCGGUUUUUGUGACUCCGCCGCCGGGCGCCUUCCCCGCAUGCACUCGUGCCCGCCUCCGGGCACUGGGAGUUCCCUUUUUCCGUCCUCGCACAACGGCGAGCGGUCGCAGGCUCUCUCGGCCUGGCCCAUGCGGGGUCGUGGCGCGGCUGGAGGCCCGUCGGACAGCCCAAGACAGCCCGCGAGGACCCAGGAGGCCGCCCCGGGCCCUGCAAGGCCCUGCUGCUGGUAUCGUUCCAGAGGCCUCACCAGGCUGGACGAUGCCUGCGAGAACGAGUGGAACAAGCCCCUAAGAACGUACGAACCCUCUGCCUUUCAGGGUUGUAGGUGCCUUGGGGCACUCCACUCCGUGCUGAGAGCACGAUGGGCCUCCCCUCUUUCAUCCUGUCUUCUAUUUUCAAUAGAUGAGCGGUUGACAUUUUGUGCUGAUUCCGUUCACAUUUGCGUACACACUUUGGGUGACCCACCGCCAGACAAGUGUGCGCCACGCGGAUGCGUAUCUUUCCGAAAACAAUCACUAUCAGCUCGUGCUGCCCAUUCUCCUCUCUGCAAGGGUGACGAUAUGUUUCGCUCGUCCUUGCGCGCGCACGCCCUUGAGUGUCCGACCGUUG
Messenger RNA from Prorocentrum cordatum, 3758 nucleotides. The record is from the annotation of a GenBank genome assembly. NCBI's taxonomy places the organism in Eukaryota, Dinophyceae, Prorocentrales, Prorocentraceae.